Molecule: messenger RNA, 1419 nt
Organism: Hemibagrus wyckioides
Lineage: Eukaryota; Metazoa; Chordata; Actinopteri; Siluriformes; Bagridae
Gene: pgam1a
Product: phosphoglycerate mutase 1a
Exons: 4
Coding region: 124-888 (254 amino acids)
Biological process (GO): glycolytic process
Molecular function (GO): intramolecular phosphotransferase activity
Source: RefSeq, a predicted model, not a curated record
UAGAGGACAGUAUAUUUUAGAGCUUUCGCAGAGGUCGACAACCUGCAUGAUUUUAGUCCGGUGAAGUGUGCUCUUUCUACCUGCUCGUUACGGUUAUUAUUUGAAAAAGAUAAAACGAUAUAAAUGGCUGCUCAUAAAUUAGUGCUGAUUCGCCACGGGGAGAGCUGCUGGAACCAGGAGAACCGCUUCUGCGGCUGGUUCGAUGCUGACCUUAGCGAGACUGGGAUUCAGGAGGCAAAGAAAGGCGGAGAGGCUUUAAAGGAUGCUGGCUUUGAGUUUGACAUUUGCUACACCUCUGUUCUGAAGAGAGCCAUCCGCACCUUAUGGCUUGUUUUGGAUGGCAUCGACCAGAUGUGGCUUCCUGUGCACAGGACAUGGCGUCUUAAUGAGCGCCAUUAUGGUGGUCUGACUGGUUUAAAUAAAGCCGAGACUGCUGCCAAGCAUGGUGAGGCACAGGUGAAGAUCUGGAGGCGCUCCUAUGAUAUCCCACCUCCUCCCAUGGAGGAAGACCAUGACUUCUACAGUAUUAUUAGCAAGGACCGGCGUUAUGCUGACCUGACUGAGGACCAGCUACCUUCUUGUGAGAGCCUGAAGGACACUAUUGCUCGUGCACUUCCAUUCUGGAAUGAAGAGAUUGUCCCUCAAAUCAAACAGGGCAAGAGGGUGCUGAUUGCUGCCCAUGGCAACAGCCUGAGGGGUAUUGUCAAGCACCUGGAAGGGAUGUCUGAAGAAGCCAUUAUGGAGCUGAACCUCCCUACAGGCAUUCCCAUACUUUAUGAGCUAGAUGAGAACCUGAAGCCCAUCAAGCCUAUGCAGUUCCUGGGGGACGAGGAGACUGUGCGAAAGGCCAUGGAGGCUGUAGCAGCACAGGGAAAGGCCAAAAAGUAGUUGGUUUUAAUAGACCGAUUGCUUAAAUGCACUGAAAAGCUCUAAAAGAAGCUACUAUUAAACUCAUAAAACCAUGAUUCAGUGCAUGUUUGGAGUCACAUUGGUAGUUAUGUACAUCUAACUGAAAUGUAGAUCUAAAAACAUCUAUUUAUUUAUUGACCAAAUGCCAUCACGGACCAAUUAGUCGACAACCUUCAACCAAAUGCUUUCAUUUUUUUGUUGUGGACCAGAAAACUGAGCUGUAGGCUGCAGAAAGAAGAGUUUACUGUAAGGGAUAAUCAGACUAUAUAUAGAUAAGGGAUUCUUUAACAUCAGAAUGUGGUUUAACACUUAAUAUGACGGUUGCUUCUAAAUUAGACUGAUGUCUUUGAAUGCUGAGCACUUUGAAAGGAAUGAAUACAAUGCACUUUUAUUCAAAGAUUUGUCAUGUUUCAGGUUGUGAAGAUUAAAAUAUAGUGAUUUCCUAAUAUAAUGGAUUGUUUUGCAGUGCUACACUGAGUAGAAGCCCAAUAAACGUGCAAUACACCUGUG